AUGACUCUGGAGGUGGGGCUAGGUCUGGAGGGGAAGGGGAUUAUGGGCGAGGGUUCUGUGGAUCUGGGAGAUACAGCCCUGGAGAUGGGAGUGGAGAAUGUGGCUCUAAAGGAGGGUGGUCUUCUUGAAGAUGUGUAUAAAGGAGGAGCUCAGGGCUGUGGGAGCAAAGGGGCACUUUUCGAGCUGCAUGCUCGGCUGUCCUCCAGCAUCCUCUCCUCCAUCACGUCUGCCAGCAUGAGCCAGCAGCUGUCAGCUGGAAGGUCUCUUCAUGGAAGAAACUUCUUCUCAGCGUCUUCUGCUGCAGGUGGCAUGAGCCGCUGCCAAAGCAGCUCUUUGCCCUCUGCUGCCCUAUUUGGAAGAGGAUAUGGAGCCUGGAGCCACAGCAGCCGAAGCCUCCAAAACACAGAUGGGUGUAAAUGGAUUUCUUCUGGCCAAAGCCUUGCACAGGGGGUCUGUGGGAGCCAUGGGUUAGACUUCCACCACGGGACCUGCAGAACUGAAGGUAUUCAUGCGGUGCACACCAGCAGGAGCCUGCUGCAGCCUCUUGAUGUGAAGAUCGACCCCGAAAUCCAGCACAUCCGAAAGCAGGAGAGCGAGCAGAUGAAAAGCCUCAAUAACCAGUUUGCCUCUUUGAUUAACAAGGUACAGCAUCUGGAGCAGCAGAACAGGGUGUUGGCCACCAAAUGGGACCUCCUCCAAAAGCAGGUCCUGCCAUCCCAGAAGAAUAUCAAGCAUGUCUUCGACAACUUCAUUUGCAGCCUGCAGAGGCAGCUGGACUCAUUGCUGCGUGAGAGGGGGCGGAUGGAAUCUGAGCUGGAUGACAUGGGCAAGCUUGUUGAAGAGUUCAGAUGCAAACACAAGCAAGAAGAGAACAGGCACAUGGCUGCCAAGAAUGAGUUUGUGUUACUGAAGAAGGAUGUGGAUCAUGUCUAUCUGACCAAGGCAGAGCUGGAAGCAAAGCUGGAAACCCUAAAGCAGGAGAUAGAGUUCCUGAAAUGUGUUUCUGCUCAGGAAAUCGCUGUGCUGGAGAGAAGUCCCUGUGACACCUCUGUUGUCGUGAAAAUGGACAACAGCCGAGGCCUGGACAUGCAGGGCAUCCUCAGGAGCGUUGAGUGCUGGUAUGAGGACGUGGCUCAGAAAAGCAAGGAGGAACUGGAUGCACUGUACAGAACUAGGUAUCAAGAGCUUGAGGAGAUGAAGGGGAGACAUUGCAAUGAACUGAAGUCCCACCAGAGAGAGAUUGAAGAGCUGAGUUUUAUGAUCCAGAGGAGGCAUCGUGACCUUGAAAAUACGAAGAAGCAGGUCUCCUCUCUGCAAACGUCAGUUGGUGAUACUGAGCAAUGUGGGGAUUGCGCCCUGAAAGAUGCCCAGGAGAAGCACGUUGAGCUGCAGAAUGCCCUCCAGAAGGCCAAGGAUGGGCUGGCUUGCAUGCUGCGGGAUUACCAGGAGCUUCUGAAUGUCAAGCUAGCCCUGGAUAUUGAGAUUGCAAUGUAUAAGACUCUACUGGAAGGUGAAGAGAGCAGGAUACGCCUUGGGAGCCCUGUGAGAGUAUUGAUCACCACCCCUUGCAACACCAUCUCGGGAUGUGGAUCUGGCAAGUCAGCGGAGGGGUAG
Messenger RNA from Egretta garzetta (little egret), 1614 nucleotides. Its product is annotated as keratin, type II cytoskeletal 7-like. Gene Ontology annotation, molecular function: structural constituent of skin epidermis. The record is from RefSeq and is a predicted model, not a curated record. NCBI's taxonomy places the organism in Eukaryota, Metazoa, Chordata, Aves, Pelecaniformes, Ardeidae. Gene Ontology annotation, biological process: intermediate filament organization; keratinization. Gene Ontology annotation, cellular component: keratin filament.